AUGGCGGCAAGACUUUUCACGGCUACGAUCAUCUGCGGGCUGCUGUUUACCACAGUAACCAGCGGCACCGGAUGUGGAGGGAACCUGACGGCUCCUUCUGGAGGCCCUGUGACGUCACCCAACUAUCCCGGUAACUAUGGCAACAAUGAGAACUGCGAGUGGGCGAUCACUGUACCAGAAGGAAGCAUCAUUAUCCUCACGUUUGACAGCUUUCACACUGAGAGGUAUAAUGACUUUCUUACAAUCUACGAUGGAGCCAAUGAUAAUGCUGCAGAGAUAGAAAGGUUAUCCGGUGACCAAUCGCAAAUUAUCCCCAUCAUCAGCACAUCUAACACGAUGUUUCUGAGGUUUACAUCUGAUAGGAGUUCCAUCCGUCAGGGGUUCAAGUUCUCCUACACAAGUAAGAUCUUUGACUACACUUCUUAA
Molecule: messenger RNA, 426 nt
Organism: Branchiostoma belcheri (Belcher's lancelet)
Lineage: Eukaryota; Metazoa; Chordata; Leptocardii; Amphioxiformes; Branchiostomatidae
Product: tolloid-like protein 2
Exons: 3
Coding region: 1-426 (141 amino acids)
Source: RefSeq, a predicted model, not a curated record